AGCGAAGGCGGACAUGGUGGUCUUCAGAGGCUGAUGACGACACACACACCAAGAUAAAUACAGUUACAAAGCAUUGACCUGAUGCAGACAUGAAAGCCAUGAAUCCUUCCGACACAGUGAAAAAGGUAUCUCUCCAUGUAGCCGACUUCGCAAUUUUGGCCAUCCUUUUGGCAGUGUCUCUGUCAAUUGGCCUGUACUUUGGAAUCAAGAACCGGAAACGACAGACAAGAGAUGAAUACCUUCUGGGAGGGAGACACAUGAGUCCCGUCGCCGUGUCGUUGUCCAUCUUUGCCACGUACAUGUCGGCGGUGUCGUUGCUGGGCAUCCCGGCUGAAGUGUACAGUUAUGGCACCAUUAAUUUCCUAAUAACCAUUGGCAUCACCCUGAGCUACGUCAUGGGAUACUUCACGGUGGUGCCCUUGUUCUAUGAGUUGCAUGUGACAAGCAUCUACCAGUACUUUGAAAUGCGGUUCAAAUCUUAUGCAGUCCGUUUAAUAGGAGUAUUUCUGGGAAUUCUAGUUCAGAUAGUGUACACAACGGUCACAUUGUUGUCCCCAGCCUUCGCUAUGCAAGCAGCUAUUGGUCUCCCCCUUUGGGUAUCAGCAGUGGUCAUCGGUGGUAUUGGCACCAUAUAUACUGCUCUGGGAGGCUUAAAGAGCGUUGUCUGGGCAGAUGUUUUUCAAACAAUAGUCAUAUAUCUAGGUCUGAUUGCAGUCUUCAUUAAGGGAAUUGUAGAUAUCGGGAAUCCCUCCAAGAUACUGGAGCUGAAUAACAUUGGAGGCCGAGUGCAGUUUGAAACGAGUGCGGAUCCACGUAUCAGCUACACGGUAUGGAGCGUGACUCUUGGCAGUGCCUUUUCUUUCUUCUCAUACACCUUUGGCCAGGCCACAAUACAGAGAACAGGUGCCGUUGCAAGUCUCAGAAAGGCAAAGCUCGCCUAUCUGAUGAACAUUCCAAUGCUGGUGCCGUUCUUCAUGAUCUUGAACUUUACAGGCAUGUUGAUCUACGCAUACUUUCAUUCCAUUCAUUGUGAUCCAAUGGAAGCUGGCUUUAUAUCCAACGAAAACCAGAUAGUUCCUUACUACGUUUUUCACAUCUUGAGCUCAGUGCCUGGACUGUCCGGGUUGUACGUCGCCACUCUCUUCAGUGGAAGCUUGAGCACUGCAUCUUCGUUGAUCAACGCCCUGUCUGCAAACACCGUAGAGGACCUUCUGAAGUACCCUAUCAGCAGGUUCAACAUAACAGAGGCAAAGGCAACCAUCAUUGCUAAAUUAUCAGGUUUCUUUUACGGAGCUUUAACGGUAGGCCUGGUUUAUGCUGCCAAGUCCUUCCCUGGAACUGUUGUCAGGACGGUCAUUUCUGUCGUGGGAGCCUGUGGAGGUCCUGUAACUGGGAUGUUCUGCCUCGGUGCUAGCGUUCCAUGGGCAAACAAAUAUGGCGCCCUGGCUGGAGGACUAGGUGCACUGACAUUCAACCUAUGGCUGACUAUAGGAAGCCAGCUGUAUGGGACACCGACUCAUCAUCUUCCUCCUGCACCAUCAGACAAAUGUGAUACAACUGUUUUUCUUAAUUCAACUCAUCCUGUCUACAAUAGGACAUCAAGUGUGAUGGAAGAGCACGUUCUGCAUGGAGCAAGUUCUUCUCCACCAUCGUCGAUUUACGACAUCUCACACUACUGGUAUGGAGUGUUCGCGAUGUUCAUUGUAAUGGUUUUGGGUUCAGUUGUCAGUUAUUUCACAGGGUCUCUUGAUUCCGGCACGAACGACCCCAAGCUAAUGUUCCCGUUCGCACGCCGUCUGUGGCGGAUGAAUAGCACUUCGAUCAACAACGAUGGAUCCAUGAGCAUCAGGCUGGCGAAGGAACACCCGGAGGACUUCAAAAUAAUGGACGCAAAAGAACGAGAUUUAAUGCUCUGAAACUUACAGAAUCUUUCCAAACGUUUCCUGGUGAUCAUUUACAAACUUUCCAUUCAACACAACUUCAAAAGUAGACGUUAAACUACAAGACGUUCAACUGCAAGAGCAGACGUUUAACACAACUACAAGAGAAGAUAUUAAACACAACUACAAGAGAAGAUAUUAAACACAACUACGAGAGAAGACGUUCAGCACAACUACAAGAGAAGAUGUUAAACACAACUACAAGAGAAGACAAGAUGUUAAACACAACUACAAGAGAAGAUGUUAAACACAACUACAAGAUAAGACGUUCAACACAACUACAAGAGAAGAUGUUAAACACAACUACAAGAUAAGACGUUCAGCACAACUACAAGAGAAGAUAUCAAACACAACUACAAGAGAAGAUGUUCAAACACAACUACAAGAGAAGAUGUUAAACACAAACUGCAAGAGAAUACGUUCAUUCCAACUACAAAAGAAGAUGUUUAUUAAAUUACCGCAAGAAAUGAUCUUA
This is a messenger RNA of Haliotis rubra (blacklip abalone), 2415 nucleotides long. RefSeq names its product sodium-coupled monocarboxylate transporter 1-like. Gene Ontology annotation, molecular function: symporter activity. The transcript is spliced from 18 exons. The record is from RefSeq and is a predicted model, not a curated record. Gene Ontology annotation, cellular component: membrane. Gene Ontology annotation, biological process: transmembrane transport; sodium ion transport. Bases 90 to 1916 code for a protein of 608 amino acids. NCBI's taxonomy places the organism in Eukaryota, Metazoa, Mollusca, Gastropoda, Lepetellida, Haliotidae.